AUGGGAUUCAGUACUGGACUCUUCGAUUGCUUUAAUGACUGUGGAAGCACCUUAGAUGUAUGGUGUUGCUUCUCAUGCAAUGUUAGCCGCCAGUAUAAUGCUGCUAAUGGAGUUCCUAAUGAAUGUUCGUUCUGCUAUUGUCUCUUUUCUUGCUUCUGUCCUACUAUAUCAACUUGUUGUUUACGUCAGAAAGUCUCUGACAGGUACUCCCUUGGAGAAGGGUUCUGUACAACGUUUUUGGCUGGAUGGUGCUGUACUGUAUGCUCUGCAUGUCAGACUCAUCGUGAACUGACAUUGCGCGGUGCAAACCCUGGUGGCUGUUGUUGCAGUCCCAGUACCUCGCAAAUGAAAUAA
Trypanosoma theileri is the source of this 354-nucleotide messenger RNA. RefSeq lists its product as uncharacterized. Bases 1 to 354 code for a protein of 117 amino acids. The record is from RefSeq and is a predicted model, not a curated record. The transcript has a single exon. NCBI's taxonomy places the organism in Eukaryota, Euglenozoa, Kinetoplastea, Trypanosomatida, Trypanosomatidae.